CCAACAGAGAUCAAUAGAGAACUAAAGCAAGUGGAUAAUGCGAGAUCAGUCGAUCGUGGCGUUCGUUUGACGCUUCAUAAAACUACAAUAAAUUAGUAAUUCAACUUUAUUCAGCGUUGAAAUGCGACAGAUUGCGGUAAUCGGAGCAGGUGUGAUUGGAGUAACAAGUGCGUUAGAAGUACAAACGAAACUUGGAAAAUCAGUAACCGUAACGAUUUUCUCGGAUCGCUUCAGUCCAAACACGACCGGCGAUGUUUCAGCCGGAUUAUGGACGCCGUAUAUUCUCCAAGACACACCAAUGGACAAUAUUAUAAAAUGGUCAAAGGAAACAUACGAUUAUGCGCUUAAGCUGUGGCAAGAUGGCGAAGCAGAAAAAGCUGGAAUUUCCCUGCAAGUCAUGACGGAGCUCUUAGAUAAGCCCGAGGAACAAAUACCAGAGUGGGUUUCAUUAACGCUGGGUCACUGCAUUCUCGAUGCGAAUCAGAUUGCUGCGAUUAAUCGCAAAUAUCGAGCCAAUUACUGCAAAGGUGUUACAUUCACGGCAUUUAUCCUUGAACCUCAAAGGUUGCUGCCUUUCCUCAUGGAGCAAUUCAAAAAAGCUGGCGGGAAGAUCAUCCAGCGCAAAAUAAAUAGUUUCGACGAACUAAGUUCAUACGACGUAAUUGUCAACUGCACUGGUUUGGAAGCGAAACAAUUAACAGACGACAAACUAUUACAACCUGUGCGCGGACAAAUCAUGCGCGUUGAAGCACCAGGACAGUUUCAUUGUAUCAUGGAACCCGAAACUUAUAUUAUUCCAAACAUGGAUUGUGUAAUAUUAGGCGGAACUCACCAAGAAAACAGUUGGGAUUUAAACGUGAGCAAAUCCGACGCUGAUGGCAUUGCGCAGAGAUGCAGACAAUUUAGUCCUUCGCUCGAGUCCAGCAAAUUAAUUAAGCACAUGGUGGGUUUGCGACCGGGACGCUCCAGCGUCAUAUUACGCACCGAGAUUCGGACACUUCGUGAUGGGAAAAGAAUUCCGAUCGUGCAUAAUUAUGGGCAUGGGGGAAGUGGCGUUACUUUAUCUAUCGGAUGUGCUACAUCAGCGAGAAAAUUAGUUGAAGAUGCUUUAAUUGGAAAUUUUCAGAAUAAAAUUUCAAAGUUGUAAAAAUUUACAAUAAAAAUUAGUUCACUUUCUAAAA
Molecule: messenger RNA, 1181 nt
Organism: Dalotia coriaria
Lineage: Eukaryota; Metazoa; Arthropoda; Insecta; Coleoptera; Staphylinidae
Gene: Daao2
Product: D-amino acid oxidase 2
Exons: 5
Coding region: 122-1147 (341 amino acids)
Biological process (GO): D-amino acid catabolic process
Cellular component (GO): cytoplasm
Molecular function (GO): FAD binding; D-amino-acid oxidase activity
Source: RefSeq, a predicted model, not a curated record